Messenger RNA from Trichophyton benhamiae CBS 112371, 1959 nucleotides. RefSeq lists its product as uncharacterized. Lineage: Eukaryota; Fungi; Ascomycota; Eurotiomycetes; Onygenales; Arthrodermataceae. The transcript has a single exon. Bases 1 to 1959 code for a protein of 652 amino acids. The record is from RefSeq and is a predicted model, not a curated record.
AUGGCAUCGACGGCGAGCACUCCUCCGCCGAAACGAAAGUUCGUUCCAGAGCUUAUAGAGUCGACCACCAAGUCGUCGUCGUCGUCGUCAUCGCGCACACAGGCCAAGGGUAGGGAUGCUUCGACGACGACAGCGUCAAAGGGCGCCAGCAGGUUUCGGCCUCAGUUGAUCGAAACGACGACGGAGACCAGCCGGAAAGCUGUCAAGCAGGGCGGAGACGGUGGUGACAAGGGCAAACAGAGGGGUGUUGGGAGUGCCGGUCGUGCAGGAUUAGGGGUUGCCGAUCAGCAACAAAAGAAGUCAAGGGAUGAUGCUGCCACAAAGACGUCACAGGCCCCGCGGAAGUUCACUCCCCAGCUUAUCGAGACUGGGAAGCGGUCGUUUCGCCAGAACCCGGCAGGAAGCCCUGCCCGACAGAAUUUUGGCAGCAGCAGUGUCUGCUCGGCCAAUACGCUUAGGUUUCGAGCUGCAGAUUCGGAGUCGAAGUAUUCCUAUGCAAGCUUAUCUCGGCGCCAUGGGAGCAGACGACAGUCGUUCCAGGUUCCUAACCUCCCCGCCAUCCCCUCCACCAGCAGUGAAAACUCCGGCGAGUCACCAACCUCAUCGCUCUCGACCUCCCCUACCAAUUUCUCCAACGAAGGCAGCCAUCAGAAUGUGCAUGUUCACUACCCUGACUCCUACACCGGCUCCUAUCCGGACAAUCACAUGUACAACCUCCACUCUCGUUUAGUCUCCGAGAAGCUGAAGGACCAGGCUCUCGCUGCCUUCCCCAACGAGCAGGUAUACCAGCCCGUCUCCCACUUUGCCAUCGAUCGGGAGGACAGCAACUCCGAAGACGAUGACGACAGCAUGGAGACCGCUUUCAGACAGCUGUCGAUUGACCUGUCCAGGUUCCGGCGAGAGUCCACCGCCGACCUCGCCUGGGAGCUGGAGGAGAUGCGACGGCACAAGGAGGAGUCGGAGAUGAGGUCUCGGGAACGCCUCUUUGCAGCUAAUCAUACAUCCAAGUUCUCCGCGGCUGCGCUUGCCGCACGAUAUAAGGAGGAAUGGGAAGGCCUUGAAACGGGCGGUUACGAUAUCAUUGGCGGCUGGCAGAAGGGCGUAAACCUUGCGCCUAUGCGUGAAGCCGCGAGCCCCCCGAUGCUGGGAGACGACAUUGUUUUCACUCGAUGCCAGUCUCCCAAGUCAACACUGGUAGGAGCCGACCAGCUUCCUACACCAGCCACGAACCAAAACAAGAAACCUGCUGGUAACUGCAACGCCGGUGGACUAUGGUCGGCAGACACAAACAUGGCGGACUGCGGUGAAGUCGGACUUUGGAACGGUACUUGCAAGAGAAAGUCCGGUGGCCAGACAAGCUGCGAUCGUUCCUCACAAAACUCAUCACCGCAAAAGUCUGGCCUUGUGACGCCCGCUCCGGAGCGAAUGGACCCUGUUCUACCGCCUACUCCAACUCCUACGCCUUUGGGCUCUCUCAUCCAGCCCUCUAAAGAAAUCUCUCCCGAUCUUGUCACGCUCACCACUAUUCCCGACUCCUCAUCACCUUCCCCUGCUAUUCUCAUUCAAACAUGCGAUCCCGACCUUGAGCGUGAAAUUGAAGCCGAGUUCAACGAUAGUUUCGUUACCCAAAUAUACAACUAUCUAUCACUGGGGUACCCAUGCUUAGCGCGCGAUUUUGAUGCGGAGCUAAGUAAAAUCACAAAUAUCCCUAUCGAAACGCUGCAGAGCGAUGACCAACACGCCAACGCGAAGGGCUACAUCGACCUACCGGAUUGUCGAACCGGUACUUGCAAUACCACAACCACCACCACUGCUACUACUACCACGCCUGGGUGCGUGCGAUGGAAUGCGUUGAAGCUGUAUAUCCAUGAAUGGGCGAGGCAACAGCCUCGCUCCGGGGCUGACAGAGGAGUCGACUCUUGGGGCGUUCCCGAGCGAAGAGGCAGCUGGGCUGUCUAA